Messenger RNA from Rhagoletis zephyria (snowberry fruit fly), 876 nucleotides. Its product is annotated as predicted GPI-anchored protein 58. Lineage: Eukaryota; Metazoa; Arthropoda; Insecta; Diptera; Tephritidae. The record is from RefSeq and is a predicted model, not a curated record.
AUGUCUGAAGCGGCGAUCAGUUCCCCAGCGGCGGCAGCGGCGGAGGCAGCUAGCCCAUCAUCACCGACACCUGCACCAGAAAAGAAGGAGACAACCAGCGGCGGCGGCGAGACUUCUGGCAGCCAAGCGGAGGCAAAGCCAGUCGACCCUGCAACAGCAGCAGAAGCAGCAGCAGCAGCCACCACUACGCUGCCAGACAUUGCAAAGCCGGAGAGCGCACCCGAGUCACCGGCGGCGACAGCAGAGGCAGUGAAUACAACUGAAACCAGCAGUGAGAAGCCAUCCACCGGGGAGACCACGACCAUCAACACUACCGACAACAGCUCAGCGCAACCAGCAGCAGAGGCCAGCGGUGGUGAGCAACCGGCGGUGGCUAAAGAAGAGCCCGAAGAAGAAAAGAUGGAGGUCGAGGAGUCAAAGCCCACUGAGGAGCUGGCAACCGCUGAAGCGUCUAACCACGCGGAGAACAAUGUGUCCGAGACGGCCGCCGCGGCCACUCCGCCGGCGAGCGAGCCAGUCGAGGCCGAGAUGCCCGCCGCUGCCAACGCUGACGUCAAGCCAACGCUGGCAAAUCUGCAAGGCACCGGCAGUGACAGCGGCUCCGCAGCGGCCACUCCUGCACCGGCCACGCCGGCCUCUGCCGACUCGGUGAAGGUGAAGAGCGAGGUGAAGAAGGGCGGCUCGGGCAGCACCGCCUCGAAGAUUGACCUGCAGAAGGCCCCCGUGCGCCAGUACCUGGACGUGACCGUCGUGCCGGCUCUCCUCGCCGCCCUCUCUGCUGUGGCCCGAGAACGACCAGAGAAGCCGAUCACCUUCCUGGGCGACUUUCUCCACAACUUUGCCAAGCAGAACUCCAACGAGAUGGCCACUGAUUAA